CAUGUCCCAGCAGUUCCCGCUGAAGGAGGUGAAGGGAGACGCGGUUUGCUUCGUACCUGGCUCUCCUCUCUUCUCUGUCCUCAUGGAGCCAGCUUCUUUUUGUUACCCCCGGCUCACCUUCCUCCGCUCGCCCUAUGGCCAGUUCGGGGCGAGUGCUGGCUCUUCCCAGGAUUUGGCCCCGUGGCCACAACGCUUGGUGACGCAGAGGUGGACCAGGCCAGUGGAUGAGUCUCCCCCAGCAGCGAUGUCAAGAAAUGGAUACUUCUUUGAAGAGAGUGGGUACCUCAAGUGCGACACGGACGAUGGCUGCGAGGCCAAGGAGGAGACGGGGGGCGAGGAGCUCUUUGACGCCGUGAACUCCUCCAUUGUCUCGGGGGACAGCAUCCGCUUCUUCGUCAACGUCAACCUGGAGGUGCCGCCCAAUGCCACCGCUGAAAAUGAAAGCGCUGGCUGCGUGUUACUGCACACAUCAAGGAAGUAUCUGAAGUUAAAGAAUUUUGAGGAGGAAGUCAGAGCCCACCGAGACCUGGAUGGGUUCCUGGCCAGAGCCAGCAUCAUCCUUGAUGAGACUGCCACCUCCUUGGACGAUGUUCUUCGGGAGAUGCUGAAACACUUCGCUGAAGAUCCUGAGAACAUGGAGCCAAGCUGCAACUUUGAAAAAAUCAUGAGCACUUUAUUCACGGAUUCAGGGACCCCACGGGAAGGGAAUGUUCACCUCUUAUCAGAUACGAUUCAAGGGGUCACAGCAACAGUCACAGGGGUGCAGUAUCAGCAGUCCUGGCUCUGUAUCAUUUGCACUAUAAAGUCCCUUCAGCGACGUCACGUUUGCAUCAGCCGCCUGGAGAGGCCUCAGAACUGGGGUGAAAACUCCUGUGAAGUGAGAUUUGUGAUACUAGUCCUGGCUCCUCCUAAAAUGAAAAGUACCAAAACUGCCACAGAAGUGGGCAGGACCUUUGCCACGAUGUUUUCAGACAUAACCUUUCGGCAGAAACUUCUAGAAACCAAAACUGAAGAGGAGUUCAAGGAAGCCUUGGUCCACCAGCGCCACUUGUUGACGGUGGUGAAUCAGAGACCCUCGGGCAUGAGCGAUGGGCACAAGCCGCACGGCCCGAAGCCACUCAAGCUGCAUGAGUUCCUCAAUGUUGGCAAGGGGAUUUCUGAUGACAUUGCACGAAGGUUUCCAGUCUACGUGUUGGACUUCACUGACGGUGUUAUUGGGAACAACAAAGCUAUAGGGAAGUACAUCACAACUAUGAUCUUUCUGUAUUUUGCCUGCCUGCUUCCAUCCAUUGCCUUUGGGUCACUCAACGACGAGAACACACGAGGAGCUAUUGAUGUGCAGAAGACAAUUGUUGGCCAGUGCAUUGGAGGGCUGCUUUAUGCACUCUUCUCAGGGCAGCCCCUGGUGGUUCUCCUGACUACAGCCCCUUUGGCACUGUACAUUAACGUCAUCCGAGGAAUCUGUGAUGACUACAACUUGGAUUUCAGUGCUUUCUAUGCCUGGAUUGGACUGUGGAACAGUUUCUUCCUUGUGAUGUACUCCCUCUUUAAUUUCAGCCUUCUGAUGAAGCUCUUUAAAAGGUCAACAGAAGAAAUAAUUGCACUUUUUAUAUCCAUCACAUUUGUGCUUGAUGCCUUCAAAGGCAUUAUUAAAGUUUUCAAGAAAUACUACUACCACGGGCGAGCAGGAGACAGCUACCUGGAGAAGGCGCGAGCCGACGCCAUCCCAAGCCUCGGCAUCAACACCACCUUCUUGAUGAACUCCUCUGUCAGCAGAUCCAUGUCCCUGGAGAAUCAAACAGGCACACAUGAUGUGCAUUAUGGGCGUGAAACUGCUGUUCUUAGCCUCAUGCUGAUGCUGGGUACCCUCUGGCUGGGCCACACGCUCUAUCAGUUCAAGAAAAGCCCCUACUUGCACGCCAGAGUGCGUGAAAUCCUGUCCGACUGUGCCUUACCCAUCUCCGUUCUGACUUUCUCUCUUGUGGGUUCCUACAUCUUCAAGGAAAUUGAAAUGUCCAAAUUUAACUACAACCCAUCUGAGAGCUUGUUUGUGCUGGCCCCAGUGCAGUCCCUCUCCAUUGGGUCAGUGAUGAGCGCCAUGGGGCUGGGGUUCCUCCUGUCAAUGCUCUUCUUCAUAGAGCAGAACAUCGUCGCGUCGCUCACGAACGCCCCAGAGAACAGGCUGGUGAAGGGCACAGCUUAUCACUGGGACCUCCUGCUCGUUGCCCUGAUUAACACAGGGCUGUCUGUCUUCGGCCUCCCCUGGAUCCACGCUGCCUUCCCUCACUCCCCGAUGCACGUCCGUGCCCUGGCGUAUGUGGAAGAGAGGGUGGAAAAUGGACACAUCUAUGAGACGAUUGUGAGUGUGAAGGAGACCCGGCUGACAAGUCUAGUGGCAAACUUCUUGGUUGGCCUCUCGCUCCUGCUCCUUCCUUUCCCUCUUCAGUGGAUCCCAAAGCCAGUCCUCUAUGGCCUCUUCCUCUACAUCGCCUUGACCUCCAUUGAUGGGAACCAGCUCUUUGAAAGGGUGGCUCUCCUGCUCAAAGAACAGACUGCCUAUCCUCCGACACACUACAUCCGCAGGGUGCCCCAGAGGAAGAUCCACUACUUCACAGGCUUGCAGGUGCUGCAGCUUCUCAUCCUCUGUGGGUUUGGCAUGUCACCCUUGCCCUACAUGAAGAUGAUCUUCCCGCUCAUCAUGAUAGGGAUGAUCCCAAUCAGGUAUAACCUGCUGCCCAGGAUCAUUGAAGCCAAGUACUUGGAUGCUAUGGAUGCAGAGCACUGAGGAGUGCUCCGUGGGCAGAGCAGCAAGGACAGCUCCCUGUGAGCCGGAAGGCAGCGCCCAGGCGUGGAACAAUCUCUGCAGUUCUUUCUCUCACCACUUUCUUUCUGCUCUAUUAUGGCAUUGGUAAUGCACAUAGAGACCAAAUGAGCCUCGAAGGGUCAGACCAAAACAGCCUUGGACUUGAGAGGUCGAUGCUCUUUGGAGCUGAGGCGAGCAAGCUUUAUGGAAAAUGCCACUUUCCGCACCCCGAAACUGGAAGCCCUAAAGAUCAGCAGGUCCCUGUGGUUGGAGCAUGCCCUCUCAGAGCUGUGUUCCUUA
Messenger RNA from Dryobates pubescens (Downy woodpecker), 3103 nucleotides. RefSeq names its product solute carrier family 4 member 11 (gene SLC4A11). Gene Ontology annotation, molecular function: solute:inorganic anion antiporter activity. The transcript is spliced from 20 exons. Gene Ontology annotation, biological process: transmembrane transport; monoatomic ion homeostasis; monoatomic anion transport. The coding region runs from base 2 to 2785 and encodes 927 amino acids. The record is from RefSeq and is a predicted model, not a curated record. Gene Ontology annotation, cellular component: basolateral plasma membrane; plasma membrane. NCBI's taxonomy places the organism in Eukaryota, Metazoa, Chordata, Aves, Piciformes, Picidae.